AAGAGUCACUCGUGUGCUGAUGAAGGCAGUUGGAAUACUCAUGACGUCAUCAUAGUUUCUCGGACCGCUGCACAUCUUCAUGUCGUCAUUUGGCACUGGGGCGCAUGACGGCUCUUGGGCCUUCAACGGCCAACCAUUAAAAAAGACCAGAGAACAUUCAUAUGAUGUCUAGCACAUUCAGAACAGCUGUAUAAGGUUUCCGUGUAGAUGCAGAAGGUGAGAAUACCGGCGCACGCGAGUCAGUCUAGCGUCGUUGCUAUCUUAUCGCUGCAUACAUACCCCUCAGCCAGAAAGGAAAUCCGUCUCCAACCAAGGCUCACCCGCAAAGACGCACGAUGACCCAGAUAAUAGAUUCGCUGCGGCAACAGAUAGCGUCGCAUGAAGCAUCGUUGCGAGAUCUAAGACAGCAGUUGGCAGAAGCCGAACACAACCAGCAGCAACAAGAGAAGGUUCUGCGGCAGAAACCGAAGCUCUCCAAUGACCCUCUGGACCAUGACAUGAACUUUGGUGUGCCAGAUGACUUUCGAUCAGAAAUUUUUGCGAUAUUGGACCAAGAACUUCCAGCAGUAAGCGAUAUCACAACUGAUGCUGGGAGAUGGCCGCUCGAACCGAACGAGUACAAGCGCUAUGGGCGGCAGCUCAUAAUGCCUGAGAUCGGGCUGCAGGGGCAGCUCAAGUUGCGGAAAGCUAAAAUACUGCUCGUGGGUAUGGGCGGCCUCGGGUGUCCAGCUGCCGCCUACCUAGCAGGAGCGGGAGUCGGCACUCUCGGUCUCAUAGACGGCGAUGUCGUCGAGGAAUCCAAUCUACAUCGUCAAAUCCUCCACUCAACGGCAAGGAUAGGGAUGACCAAAGUCGAAAGUGCCAUGGUUGCUCUGAGCUCACUCAAUCCAAACGUUAAGCUUGUGCCUCACAAGUCCAUCCUCACUUCAGAUAUUGCCCUUUCAGUUUUCAAGGACUACGAUAUGAUUCUCGACUGCACAGACAACCCAGCAUCACGCUACCUUAUCUCAGAUAGCUGCGUCAUGCUUGGUAAGACGCUUAUUUCAGCAUCAGCAUUGCGUAUCGACGGUCAGCUUAUGGUUCUGAACAAUCCACCCUUACCCGCAGGCGACGCAAAAGGGGGACCUUGCUAUCGAUGCGUCUUUCCCAAGCCGCCGCCUCCAGCAUCGGUUGUGUCUUGCGGAGAUGGCGGCAUCCUUGGACCUGUUGUAGGCGUCAUGGGUGUUCUACAAGCUGUGGAAGCAAUCAAAGUUUUGACUCAGAAGCCUGAUACGACCAAUCCAGCAACGAUGGAGCCGCCGAGCCUAUUGCUGUUCUCAGCAUACUCCAGUCCCAUGUUCAGAUUGAUCCGCUUACGCGCCAGGAAACCAAAGUGUGCAGCAUGCUCAGCACAAUCGACAAUCACACCUGAAGCACUGAACUCAGGCAGCUUAGACUACGUGCAAUUCUGCGGAAGCAUCAAACCCAUCGACGUACUGAGCCCACAAGAGCGUAUCUCGGCUGAGAACUACGCGAAGCUGCGAUCAGGGGUGAACCCAUUUACGGGGACUGUAUCGAGCAGAGAAAACCACAUCCUAGUUGAUACUAGGGACAGUGUUCAAUUUGAACUCUGCCAUAUUGAAGGGAGCCGCAACGUGCCAUUCCUUACUGUCUCUAUGACUCGCACCAACACCAGCGAUAGCAACUUCGACUCAAUGGAGAUUGAAGAGCCGCUUUGGGUACAAGGUCUGAGGCGCCAACCCGAGAAGCCAAUCUUCGUGGUGUGCCGACUAGGAAACGAUUCCCAAUUAACGGUCAAGAAGAUGAAAGACUUGGGCCUCGACAAUGGCGGGAAAAGGUUCAUUGGAGAUAUACGAGGCGGGCUCCGAGCAUGGAAAGAAACUGUUGACCACGAUUUUCCUGAGUACUGAUGCCAGAGAACGGCUCGUUGCUAAGGUUGAAUCACCCUUGCAAUGGCAGAAGGAUGCUAAGUCGCCCACAGGCAAGAUACGAAGUCCCUUUCAAACAAUUUGUCUGCCAAGAUUGUACUUUGGGACGUCAAUAUCAAAAGUCAAAGCUAAGGGACUGCUUACAAGCUUUUUUUGGCGAACGACGCAACUUAGCGACAACUCCGACCUUUA
Didymella exigua CBS 183.55 is the source of this 2120-nucleotide messenger RNA. RefSeq lists its product as uncharacterized. Gene Ontology annotation, molecular function: URM1 activating enzyme activity; adenylyltransferase activity; thiosulfate-cyanide sulfurtransferase activity. The record is from RefSeq and is a predicted model, not a curated record. Gene Ontology annotation, biological process: tRNA wobble position uridine thiolation; protein urmylation. Bases 336 to 1910 code for a protein of 524 amino acids. Gene Ontology annotation, cellular component: cytoplasm; cytosol. The transcript is spliced from 3 exons. NCBI's taxonomy places the organism in Eukaryota, Fungi, Ascomycota, Dothideomycetes, Pleosporales, Didymellaceae.